CCACCCAGGGAUCCCCCAAACGUCAGUGAUAUUUUAAGUGAAAAGUUAUAAAAAUUAUCCUCUUUAGUGCAUUUAAUCACGUUUUUCUUGUUCUGCUUGAAUUGAGUUCUUCUAUGAGUUCUGGAAAUUCUUACCCAGUUUAGUUUUAUGAGCUGAAGGUUAUCAGAAACCUGUAUUGAGAGGUCUUUCUGAGUCUCAUUUAAGACAAAAUACAUUUGCAGGAAGCUUCUGUAAAAAGCAUCUGAGUGGCCCUUUCAGGUCGGGCCCUCGGGAAAGAUGGCUGCGGUGCAGGGUGCUGAGGUGAAAGUGGACGCCGGCGAGCCAAAACUGAGCAAAAAUGAGCUAAAGAGGCGCCUAAAAGCUGAGAAGAAAAUUGCAGAGAAGGAAGCCAAGCAGAAGGAGCUCAGUGAAAAACAGCUAAGCCAGGCCACUGCUGCUGCCACCAAUCACACCACUGAUAAUGAUGUGGGUGCUGAGGAGGAGAGUCUAGACCCAAAUCAAUACUUCAAGAUACGCAGCCAAGCAAUCCACCAACUGAAAAUCAAUGGGGAAGACCCAUACCCGCACAAGUUCCUUGUUGACAUCUCACUCACUCAUUUCAUCGAAGAGUAUGGUCACCUGCAGCCUGGGGACCACCUGACUGACAUCACCUUAAAUGUGGCAGGUAGGAUACAUGCCAAAAGAGCUUCUGGGGGAAAGCUCAUCUUCUAUGACCUUCGAGGAGAAGGGGUCAAGUUGCAAGUCAUGGCCAAUUCCAGGAAUUAUAAAUCAGAAGAAGAAUUUAAUCACAUCAAUAACAAACUACGUCAGGGAGACAUAAUUGGAAUUAAGGGAAAUCCUGGGAAAACCAAGAAGGGUGAGCUGAGCAUCAUUCCCUACGAGAUCACACUGCUGUCUCCUUGCUUGCAUAUGUUACCUCAUCUCCACUUUGGCCUCAAAGACAAGGAAACACGGUAUCGUCAGAGAUACUUGGACUUGAUCCUGAAUGACUUUGUGAGGCAGAAAUUUAUUAUCCGCUCUAAGAUCAUCACAUACAUAAGGAGUUUCUUGGAUGAGUUGGGAUUCCUAGAGAUUGAAACUCCCAUGAUGAACAUCAUCCCCGGGGGAGCUGUGGCCAAGCCUUUCAUCACCUACCACAAUGAGCUGGACAUGAAUUUAUACAUGAGGAUUGCUCCAGAACUCUACCAUAAGAUACUGGUGGUUGGUGGCAUUGACCGGGUUUAUGAAAUUGGACGCCAGUUCCGGAAUGAAGGAAUUGAUUUGACUCACAAUCCUGAGUUCACCACCUGUGAGUUCUACAUGGCCUAUGCAGACUAUCAUGAUCUCAUGGAAAUCACAGAGAAGAUGAUUUCAGGGAUGGUGAAGCACAUUACGGGCAAUUACAAGGUCACAUACCAUCCAGAUGGCCCAGAGGGUGAAGCCUAUGAGAUUGACUUCACCCCACCCUUCCGGAGAAUCAGCAUGGUAGAAGAGCUUGAGAAGGCCUUGGGGGUGAAGCUGCCAGAAACUAAGCUCUUUGAAACUGAAGAAACUCGCAAAAUUCUUGAUGACAUCUGUCUAGCAAGAGCUGUUGAAUGCCCUCCACCUCGGACCACGGCCAGGCUUGUCAGGGAGUUCCUGGAAACGACAUGCAUCAAUCCUACAUUCAUCUGUGAUCACCCGCAGAUAAUGAGCCCUUUGGCUAAAUGGCACCGCUCUAAAGAGGGUCUGACUGAGCGCUUUGAGCUGUUUGUCAUGAAGAAGGAAAUCUGCAACGCCUACACCGAGCUCAACGACCCUGUGCGGCAGCGGCAGCGGCAGCUAUUUGAAGAACAGGCUAAGGCCAAAGCUGCUGGCGACGAUGAAGCCAUGUUCAUAGAUGAGAACUUCUGCACUGCUCUGGAAUACGGGCUACCCCCCACCGCUGGCUGGGGCAUGGGCAUCGACCGUGUCACCAUGUUUCUCACAGACUCCAAUAACAUCAAGGAAGUACUUCUGUUUCCUGCCAUGAAACCCGAAGACAAGAAAGACAGUGGAGCUACCCCUGAAACAUUACAGAGCACGACAGCUGGCACUUCUGUCUAGAAAAGGAUCACUGCAAGUCCUGUAACUCAGGCCUCUCUGCAUCUUGCACAAGUUCAAGGACUGCAGGGGAGUGCUCGUGUGUUGCUGUCCAUUUGACGAUCACAGUUCAGUUCAGCUACGAGAAUAGAGAAGAGGAAUUAAAAAUUCCUUUUUACUUCUUGUUCCCAAAUAAACCAUUUGUCUCUAAAAAAAAAAAAAAAGCAUCUGAGUGUGAAAAGUAUAACUGUAAAUGACAGAAGUCUUAAAAAUGGCCAUUUGGUUAAAGAUAUGAUUAGAGUUUAUUAUGAUGCAAGUGGCAAGGAUGUUUGGUUAUUUCUGUGACAUAUAAUGCUUUAAGAUAAUAACAUACCAGGACUUAUCAGAUUGUUUGGAGUUUCAUAUAAUUUUUAGAACACUUAUCUUGAUAACCAACAUCUAUAUAAAUUUUGGUAGCACUUAUUUGACAGUGCUGUCCAUAUGAUUAAACACAAUAACAAACAAGCCUAAUUAAUUACUCACAAAAUCUCUGAAAUGUGCAAGGAGCCCUCUGGAAAAUUUCAAUUAAGAUUGUGGUCGGAACGACUUCAUUUUAGAAUUUGAUUUUGGGAAGUUAUGUCAAAAAAUAUAAAAGGUUUGGACAUUUGGUUAAGUAGGAACACGAAUCAUUAUAAAACAAUAGUUAAUUAUCCAUUUAACCAAAGUGACAAUAAAAGAUUAUAAAGGCCAAUAGAAGUUUACAUAGUUGUAAGCAAAAUUUAGCCCUUUUAAUAUUAAGACUCAGUUUUAUUUAAAUAAUGAAAGGCCUGACAAACAUAGGAAAUUAUUUUGGCAAAACGCAGCAUCCUUUAAAGGUAAAGAAAAACUUUUGCUUAUAAUUUCUUACUAAGAGCAGACCAAGAAAAUUUUGUCCUUUUAACACAGAGAAAAUAAUCCUAAUUUUGUACCAGUGUACUUUUGAUAAUAAAACUCAUUUACUUAAAUUUACUGUUACCCAGUACUGGCCACACAGAAAACUUCUUUCCAAAGAUUUCUUUUCCAUAAACCUUCUACAACUUUUUUUUUUACAUUCAGAUUUUGCCCUAAGUUUUCAGCCUCACUUCAGGACCAAUUUAUUUCUUUUUCCACUACAAAGAAUGUGCUUUUAUUCCUAUUUUUUCUUAUCAAAAACACAUAUCUUACUUGUCCUGUAUAUAGAUUUGUCUCUCUUAUUUUCAGUAGCCUUAAUUACAUUUAUUAGAAUUCUUAACUCUUAGAAACCUUAAUUUCUAGUGAAAAGUAAGUAGUUUACAACUGCUUACUGUUAUAUCAGAAUUCUUUAGAUUGGCAAAUUAAAAAAAUUACUUUUAAUUUCUCUUACUU
Messenger RNA from Nyctereutes procyonoides (raccoon dog), 3402 nucleotides. RefSeq names its product lysine--tRNA ligase-like. NCBI's taxonomy places the organism in Eukaryota, Metazoa, Chordata, Mammalia, Carnivora, Canidae. The record is from RefSeq and is a predicted model, not a curated record. Gene Ontology annotation, cellular component: cytosol; nucleus; aminoacyl-tRNA synthetase multienzyme complex. Gene Ontology annotation, biological process: positive regulation of macrophage activation; lysyl-tRNA aminoacylation; diadenosine tetraphosphate biosynthetic process. Gene Ontology annotation, molecular function: lysine-tRNA ligase activity; tRNA binding; ATP binding.